AUGGAUGCGCACUAUCCCUUUGCUUCCCGUGACGAUAUUUGGCGUGUCUUCGCUGAGUUGAAGGAGCUUCACAUUGCCCAGUACGAGCAAGGACAACGGCUCGCGCAACUGGAGCGUCGCCGGGACGACGAUGCCCGACUGAGGAGUCCUUGGUGUCCUGUGUCGCCACUUCCGCACUCGGUUGGGGCGAUCGCUCCAGGUAGUCCACCUCUGCCCUCCGGGAUCAGUUCGCCACUUACCAAAACGUCCCUUCCAGACCCCACUUUCCACUCACCCGCGGAUGCAUUUAAAGGAUUUGAUCAAGGUAAUCAUCCCGCAAUGGCUGUUUCCACGGUAGGGUUUGAUGGCGAAGACGAGCCUAGACGGGGUGCGUCGCGAGCCAACAGUGUCCGUUUCGAUGAAAGUGCUAUCCUCGGGAACGCCCAGGCUAGCCGUUCCAGCAACGACCUUCCUCUGCGGACUGGUAGCAGCUUGAGUACCCACCCGCUUCUUGAGCGGACAUUUUCUCACCAAUCUGAUGGACGCUUGAGCUCGUCUGGUCACUCGCACCAUUCCGCUCGCACCAAUAGCCUGCGCCUCAACACCACUCGGCUGCUUGGUACCACGCCAAUUGAGCCUCCUUUGAUUCCCCCUCCUGGACUAUUCUUGCUGGGACCGGUCCCGUCCAUCAUUCGGUGCUGGUUGACUGAUAAUUUCACUAAUGACUCUCUCCUGUAUGCAGCCGUUUGCUCGGGCUCUUACGUGUCAACUUUGGGUCUCUCCAUGAUCCGCGAAUUUGGGAUGGAGAGCAUGAUUGUACGCGAGUGCGAUUUACAGUACAUCAAGCUUCCGCUCUAUCUUCCUGAAGCACUUAUUCAUUCAUCUUCGUCACGACCCGGAACCCCUACUCAUCAAGUUCCUGCUGUAACAAUCCGCUUUGUGGUUCGCGAGACAGAAGUCUGCGAUAACUCUAUUCAAAUUGUCAUUGGAAGUGAUGUGAUGCGUGCACACAAUGCUGAUAUUUUGUUCUCGCAAGAUAAACUGAUUAUGGUGGACGACGACCACAACCGCGUGUCUAUCCCCCUUGUGCGUCCCGAGAAUGACUCCGUGUUUAAAUCUCUUUGCACUUCUCCUGGUAUUCCUAAUUCUGGGGACUUAUUGGGAGCACCUACGAACGGAAAUCCAACUGUUGGUGUCAUUGGGCGGCCUGCCAAUGUUCAACAAAAGCCGGCCUCUGCGCCCCAACCCACUUGUCUGCCUGACAGCGAGAAUCGCGAUCCUCACAAGUCUACACCACAGAACCCCCAGGCUCAUCCUCACAUUUCAGCUGAAACUCCUGUCAAUGCAGCGACCUCCAAGUCCACUAAAACCGAGGAGCCGCCUUCUUGGGACAGCCCAUGGCGUCGCGAUGCCAAAAAAUCCACCAAAACUACCCAGAAGGGGACUGAUAAACGCGAGAUGAAAGUCUUCCGCACCGGAAAAUCCUCUAGUCAGGCGAACUUGACAACUUCGGCCUCGGCUCCUGGCAAUGCUAUUACUGAACAGCCUGAUAAGUCGUCUCUGUCGCUUUAUUCUGCCCACCACUCCACUACCGCUUCGGACAAGCAUGGUAUGCUAAAUCCCGUGGGUGAUGCAUCGGCGUUUGGAUGGCUCAACCCGCCCCAUCACAACACCUCGUCCUAG
This is a messenger RNA of Penicillium digitatum Pd1, 1662 nucleotides long. The record is from RefSeq and is a predicted model, not a curated record. Lineage: Eukaryota; Fungi; Ascomycota; Eurotiomycetes; Eurotiales; Aspergillaceae.